GUUGUGCACACACAUCUCAGGCAGCCAUGGGGAACUGGGUGGAGAAUGAAGGAUUGUCCAUCUUCGUUGUUCUUGUGUGGCUGGGCUUAAAUGUCUUCCUCUUUUGGUGGUACUAUCUUGUGUAUGAUGUCCCACCAAAAUUCUUCUACACCAGAGUGCUCCUUGGCCGUGCCCUGGCUCUUGCAAGGGCCCCUGCAGCCUGCCUGAAUUUCAAUUGCAUGCUGAUUCUGCUUCCAGUAUGUCGAAACCUGCUCUCCUUCCUCAGAGGAUCAAGUGCGUGCUGCUCUACCCGUAUCAGGCGACAGCUGGACAGAAACCUCACCUUUCACAAAAUGGUGGCCUGGAUGAUCGCCCUUCACACAGCAAUUCACACCAUUGCACACUUAUUCAACGUGGAGUGGAGUGUGCAAGCCCGUGUUGAGGAGAAUGGCACUCUGGCAGCUGCGCUCUCUGGCCUUGGAGACAAACCAGGUGAAAGCUAUGUCAACUUUUUCAGACAAACCAUUGCGAAUCCCAUUGGGGGCCUCUACGUGGCUUUCACAUACUUGGCUGGCAUCACUGGGGUUGUCAUCACACUGGCCCUCAUCCUCAUCAUCACCUCAUCCACCAAAACCAUCCGGAGGUCGUAUUUCGAAGUAUUUUGGUACACCCACCAUCUCUUUGUCAUCUUCUUUAUUGGCCUUGUCAUCCACGGUGCUGGUCGUAUUGUACGGGGACAGACAGCUGAAAGUCUGGCUGAACAUAACCCAGAGAUUUGCCACAAGAACUUCAGUCACUGGGGCAAGAGUGAGGCUUGUCCAAUCCCCCAGUUUGCAGGGAAUCCUCCUAUGACAUGGAAGUGGGUGGUAGGUCCUAUGUUUCUGUACCUGUGUGAGCGGCUGGUGCGGUUUUGGAGGUCACAGCAGAAGGUUGUCAUCACAAAGGUGGUCAUUCAUCCCUUCAAGACAAUUGAGCUCCAGAUGAUGAAAAAGGGCUUCAAGAUGGAGGUUGGACAAUACAUUUUUGUCAAAUGUCCAGCAGUUUCUAAAUUGGAAUGGCAUCCAUUUACAUUGACUUCUGCUCCAGAAGAGGAUUACUUCAGCAUCCACGUCCGUAUCGUAGGAGACUGGACAGAGGGCUUGUUCAAUGCCUGUGGGUGUGAUAAACAGGAAUUCCAGGAGGCAUGGAAGUUGCCCAAGAUAGCUGUGGAUGGCCCCUUUGGGACAGCGAGUGAGGAUGUGUUCAGUUACGAAACUGUGAUGCUGGUUGGAGCUGGAAUAGGGGUCACUCCCUUUGCAUCUGUCCUCAAGUCUGUCUGGUACAAAUACUGCCAUGAUGCCACCAACCUAAAGCUCAAGAAGAUUUAUUUUUACUGGCUUUGCAGGGACACUCAUGCCUUUGAGUGGUUUGCUGACCUCUUGCAAUCUCUGGAGGCUCAAAUGCAGGAGAGGAAUAACGCAGAUUUUCUGAGCUAUAACAUCUACCUUACAGGCUGGGAUGAAACUCAGGCCACUCACUUUGCAGUGCAUCAUGAAGAGGAGAAAGAUGUGAUUACAGGACUGAAACAGAAAACCUUGUAUGGAAGACCUAACUGGGAAAAUGAGUUCAAAACGAUUGCGGGGAAGCAUCCUGGCUCCAGAAUAGGUGUUUUCCUCUGUGGCCCUGAGGGCCUGGCUGACACACUCAACAAGCAGAGCAUCAGCAACUCGGAAGCUGAUCCACGAGGAGUACACUUCAUUUUUAACAAAGAAAAUUUCUAACUCCCAAGCAUGUGGGAGUCAUUAAAUGCAAAGUCUAAAGACUGAA
Molecule: messenger RNA, 1785 nt
Organism: Hirundo rustica (Barn swallow)
Lineage: Eukaryota; Metazoa; Chordata; Aves; Passeriformes; Hirundinidae
Gene: CYBB
Product: cytochrome b-245 heavy chain
Exons: 13
Coding region: 27-1739 (570 amino acids)
Biological process (GO): superoxide anion generation; defense response
Cellular component (GO): plasma membrane; NADPH oxidase complex
Molecular function (GO): superoxide-generating NAD(P)H oxidase activity
Source: RefSeq, a predicted model, not a curated record